AUGCAGUCGCAAGAACUGUCAUAUUCAAUCCCAGAACGUAGAGACGUUUACCAGAACACACCGAAUAUUAUACUAGAAACAGUACCAUUUACCUCUCGAGCAAACCCGCUCAUCCAUAAAGAUCACCCGGACUUCAUAAAUGUGGAAGCUUACUUUCUGAAGUUGCUCCGGGAAACCUCUCUCACUGUCCGACAGAUUCUUGAUCAAGUAUUUGAACCUGAAGAGGUUGCUCUCUUCGAGCCAGCGGUCCGACCACCGCAGCUGGUUGAACUACAAAGAGAUCACUCUAUUCGCUACCAGCGUCUCCUAGAGACACGCUUUAAAGGCCACACCCCUUCACUGCAGUUCAAGAUGACUCUUCUCUAUUUUGGACUGCCAGUUGCCCCAAUGAAGCCGGGGAGCUUUCAGGGCCAUGUAAAGAUGGAUCUAGAUCGCAACCAGGACAAUCUUGUCAUUCAAAGUGACCCGUUGGACUUCCUGGACGACUAUUCCAUUAGAACAUACGGUGAUCCAUCACAACGUGUGUACGCACCGAGUCGACCCGGAAAACAGCCAGUCGUAAAUUUCCCAUCUCUGAAUCUUCGUGGUGGUGCACAGCCGUCGACUUUUGCUCCUCCCUCGUCUGAUCCGAACGGAACACCACUACGAAUUUACGGAUAUCAGGGGUCAUUUUCAACUCUCUCAAAAUUCGACACCUUUGUAGCAGCUGUAGAUCAACUCCUCGGAGUGAGAUACGAGGGUUAUAACUACAUGGUCUGCAUCGAAGUCUGGGACUCAGCUGCUACCACUAACAGGAAACCACUGGAUUCAGCAACGGGCAUAUUAUACCAUGAUAAACCCGUGCCAAAUGCCAAUGAUCCCAUAUCAUCAUUACUCAAAAAAUGGUUUACUGGGCCGACGGAGCGCUAUAGUAUCUUCGUGCAUUUCGACAAAGAAGACCACCCAGUCUUGUUCAAUCCAAGCCCAGAAGAGGGACAAGACAUAAUACAGCUAUGGGAUGAUAAGAAUCGUGCCUUAACAUAUAUGAAGGUACCGCGGAAUUUCAAUGCAACGCAUAAGCAAAAUCAGCUACGCGGCGAGUAUACAACUGCCAUGCGUACGCUGUUCCAAGAUCUUCCUCACCACUUUCUCCAGUACACAUCCCAUCCGGACAGCUCAUCAUAUGGCCUUCUUGAAGCCCCUCCAGAAGUAUGGAACAAGGCCGUUGAGGACAAGGCAAAGGGCACAGGUAUCCCUACCAUAAGUUUUAGGCCAAUUCCGAUACCCAAUAACAUUGUACCGGUUUUGAUCCCAGGCUUCUAUGCUUACGAUACAAACUUCACCCCUUCGAACGCGAACUCGGGCAUAACAGAGACUUUCCUCCACGCCGACGACCUUGUACUCGACAAGACGGACACCACGAAUGAUCACGUUGGGCUGACGAAACUGCUCAAUGCGGUAUUCGCCGCUAAUCCAGGGUUACUGGGAAAUCUCCAAAUGGUUGGACUCGACAUCUGGAUUUCGCAAGAGGGUUACAUAAGUUCAUGGGGACCAGGAAGCCGCAUCUUGACUUCGGAGAAAGAGAUCACCUACGAAGCACGGGUGACCUGGCGAAGAGCCAUAAAAGAAUUCCAACACCCGAAGGUCCACGGCUAUCCCUCGAAAGUAUGCAUCGUGGCCCGUCCAGUUUUUGCUAGCUAUGAGAUCCGCUCAAAAAAUAACGCCCAAAACAGCUUCUCGUACAAUAUAAAUGAUGCGAAACUGGCCGAUUUCUUGGCCGAGAUUCAGACCAAGCUGUAUCCUACCGCCCAAGGCAAUCCAGGGGGUAAUAUUCUUCACAUUGUUCAGUCGACCUGGGGGCUCAACAAGACCGAGUUUGCUGUCAGAGCAGACACGCGUGAGGAAGAAUGGAGAUGGAUUCAAAGGCAUAUCACUGAACCUGAUAUUACUGUCUCACUCGAGCCUUGGAACAAUGACUGGGCCAUAAACAAGAACUUAGUAUGGGGUCCGCGUUACGGCCCCGGGCUUCCUGUCCAGUUCUCGAGUCACUUCGAUCGAUAUGACAAGCCAAAACCCCACAGCGAAUUCCUCAACAACUUCUUUGACAGGUCCUCCAACACGAUGACAGAAGCUACGAGGACUGAGGCGCUGCGUAAGAGAUUCUUCUACGAUAGUCCGAGUAUAUUUGCGAACCCAGCGAAACCGGUGAUGCCCAUCCACGGCCCCCCUAUCGAGACUAUUAUUCACACAGGGCCCAACGUCCCCGGAUUCACCACUGCGAUGCGGACGCCUAGUGAGGUUGCGCGACUUGAAAGAGAAGUCCACACCCUGCGAGGAAAUCUCCUUGACAGACUUAGAGAGUGUCCGUAUCUCAAUUGCAAACGGUACUUCGCGUUCAGUGAUGGUGAAGGACUCGAUCGACAUUUGCGACAGGAUCAUAACACAUUGCAGUGCUUCCUUUGCGACAAGGAAAAGAAUCUCCUCCCAUACUAUGAUCAGUAUAAUAUCAGACGGCACUUCAUCGACGAGCACUACUAUGAUGUCCAGCAACUUGUCGGGGUCUCUGGUGGUGAGCCUCCUCACUCGAGAACACCUGAUUACUGCCACAUGUGCGGUCGGGACCAGCUCAUGUUGAAUAAACCAGCCGAUCGGAAGCACCAUGAAAAAAAGUGUCAGACUGGCAUAACCACCAUUUCCGCCUGGUGUAAGAUUUGCGGUCGCGUAAAGGGCCAUCCAAGGGAGGUCUGUGAAUGUGAAACGGGGUUGACACUCCGAAAUCGCCUCGACCGGUAUUGCGCAACGUGUGGUCUGGAGUACGAUAAAACUAUGGAUUCACUAUAUCGCGAAAGGCAUGCUAUGCAUUGCAAACCAUUGGGUGGAUGGCCUUAUGAUUGCUGUCCCGGCUGCGGAAUUAUUCUCACUGACAAAACCAGCACCGAAAAGUCAGUACACAUCUCAGCAUGUAUAUCAGGAGCCCACACUGGCAAGCCCACCCGUCCUAGCAAUACGAAUCCGGAAGAUCAGCCGGGAGGUCAACCGGGAGGACAACCGGGAGACCAAAUCACCCCUGAUGAUGAUAAUGAUAUAGAGCUUCCGCCCGAUCGUUUAAAUGAAAUCAUGAAAGCUCUCAGCAAACCUACGAACAAUCUUACGCCACCUCAACCGACAAGACCUGGAUAUCCAACUCCAAUUGGAACCAAUGUCGGCCCCUCUCCAGGCGACGUUCCCUCUCCAGUCGGCGAUCCCGCUCCAGUCGGAGGAAUCUUCCCGGCCCCAACCACACACACUCCGACCACAGUAACCCACCCGACCACGCACACUGCGACAGGAACCAAUCCAACUGGACCAAUCGCUCCAUCCCCAGAAGUUUCUACGAACAUGGACAUUCCAACCAUAGAAACCCAUACCCCAGGACAAGAGGCGGAUGAUGGAUACGUAAUAUGGAGAGAAGCGGGGGCUGGAGAGGAGGUGGACAUUCGCGCCCGUAGGGUGAACUCGCCUCCGUGGGAUGUAGUAUAUUAUGGCGAGCCCGAGGAUCCCAAUUUCGUGCCACCGCGCGACUGGAGAUGCUCGAGGUGUUUCCGAGCCGCAGGAGACAAUAUGCACAUGGCCGCAAUUGGUAGCUGCAAAGUCCGUCGCGGCCAAGGCGACCUCAACGAUUACUUCAUACCCAACCACAGUGGAUGGGUCCCUCCAGACCAGGGCGUCGACUUUAAGAAGGCGUACUGGAACUUCGUCAAGAACUACCCGGCAUACACGCACACCAUGUUCCCGGUGCGUCCUGAGAGCGUCGCCGGCGUGUGGACGGAGCCGUACUCGCUGGAAAAGGCCGUCGGAAGCUACCUGGACGACCCCAACUUCUUCGGGCUCGCGCAGUUCAAGGCACGGAUCUUCGAGCUGCCUUGGCCGCCGUACAUGAACACUACUGUGAUCCCCUUAAACGACCUGCGCAACCAGAUGGAGUGGCCGACCGACGACGAGUUCUGGGAUAAUAGGAGCGUCGGGGGGCAGGACGAUACUACCACACAGACGACCGCCAUUGACACUGACAUCGGCACAUCCGGCAACACCUCAGGCAACAACUCCGGCCCCGAACUUACCGUGCUUCCUCCGAUCUCCAUAUCAUCCGACGACGAGGAAAACACACCACCAACCCCAGCGCCCAAGACCGGCCUCACCACCUCCACCGAUCCAACCCCCAAGAAGGACGACACAUCGUCGCUAACGACGAUGACCGACACGGACUUCGCCGAAAGUGGUGGCGUCCCCAAGGGCAAGGCCACCGACACCGACGCCGGCAGCAGCCCCACCAACACCACCAACCCCGCGUCCGGCAGCGUCGGCGGCACCACGGACGCCGGCACCAACACCGACCCCACGGAGCGGCGGCGGCGGCGGCACAAGCGCACGCUAGACGAGACGUACUUCUCGCCGUCGGACACGUCCUCGCUGACGUCCGUGUCGGAGGAGUACUCCGAGGCGGGCGCCGUGGCCGACCCCGUCGCCAACCUGCAAGCCGACGCCCCGCCGACCCCGAAGCCGAAGCGCCGGCGACAGAAGCACUACCGGCGGGCGCCGCGGCCCCCGCAGCCCCCCCGCGCCAGCGACCCCGAGGUCGCCGGCCGCCAGCACGUCGCCCUCGACCCCGAGUGGCGCCGCAUGGCCGCCAUCGCCUCCACCGCCGGCCGCGGCGACCACCCCAACGACGCGCCCCACCCCUGGCUGCUGCCGCCGUACGAUUACCAGGCGCCCGCGCCCGGCGGAGAGGGUUCCGCUGCGCCUUAGUUCUUUCUUCUGAAGAAGAAGGGGGAGGGCUAGGAAGAGGAGAAAGGAGGAGUCGGGAGAUAGAUGGGAUGGGAUGGGAUGGGUGGCUAGGAGGUAGGAGGUGCGGUGGUUAGGGCGUUGGGCACACAACACAACAAAAAAAAAACAUCAGCAACCAAAACCACAGCCAACGGUAAUAAUACUUACCUACCUACCUACCUACCUACCUAGCCACCUGGGAAGUGGCGUGGAGAUGAGGGCUCUAUUUGUAUGAAGCAAAGCAAGUAUUAGACAAGAUUCGAUCUUUAAAUCAUGGGUUUUAGUUUUAUUUUUUGAAUCCUUUUUUUUUUAUUUUUUGGAUUUCUGUUUU
This is a messenger RNA of Hypoxylon fragiforme, 5113 nucleotides long. RefSeq lists its product as uncharacterized. NCBI's taxonomy places the organism in Eukaryota, Fungi, Ascomycota, Sordariomycetes, Xylariales, Hypoxylaceae. The transcript has 4 exons. Bases 1 to 4764 code for a protein of 1587 amino acids. The record is from RefSeq and is a predicted model, not a curated record.